ACAACGGAACCGGAUAUUACUCUUUGAGCAAUAUGGCGCUUUACAUCAGCAGAAACAGCAGUGUCCGUGUGUUGUUAGUGAGAAAGUGUGUGUGACCUCCAGCAGUAGUGAUCCACCAGGGCCUUUGUAUGUCUGAAUGGACUUUUUCAAUUAAUGCUUUUCCUCUGACUCAUCUCCGGUUAGGCUACAAAGCUAUUAAAGUUAGCUUAGCAUGCUAGCUAGAAACAGACUGACGGGGACGGAAGUUAGCAACACAACGCCUGUCAGAGUGACUAAUUGAGAGCAAACAUUGUUUUUGACGUGGAGAAAAAGUUUGUGUCAAGGUGUGAAAAUGCCUAAAGCCCAAAUGCUGAGAGCGUUGGUGAAGCAGCGACUAACUGCGGCUGCUGAAGAGAUAUUUGGGCUGUUUGAAAGAACGAUAGCAGAGUACGAGGAGGAACUCUCUAGAUCAAAACAGGAGAAUGAGCGACAACGGAAACUACUGGACGCUGUUUUCAACCCUCGGCUUCAGUUACACAGAGCAGCAGAUGUCCAGCAGCUGUUGGUUAAAGAAGAGGUUCCCCGUGAGCAGCAGGAGUUAACUGCCAUUGUGGACCAGGAGGACCCAGAGCUCCCAGACAUUAAAGAGGAACAGGAGGGAGAGCAGCUUGAGGGGCUGGAAGAGGCUGAUAUCAAGUUCACACUCACUUCUGUCCCUGUGAAAAGUGAAGAAGAUGAUGAAGAGAAAGCUCAGUCGUCACAGCUUCAUCAAAGACAAACUGAACAGAUGGAAACAGGAGAUGAUGGAGAGGACUGUGGAGGACCAAAACCAGCCAGGGACUCAGACCUUGAUACACAUUUACAACCAGCUACUGAUGACAAGACUUCACACUCUGAACCUGCGAUUGAUGACAGUACAGAUUGGGAGGACACUCAGGAACCUCAGUCAGGUUUAAACCUGCUGCAAAAUAUUGAAGUACCUGUAAGUGACAUCGAAUCUAAUACUGGAAAAACAUCAGUUAGCUCCUCUGAAUGUGCUACAAGCUUUGGCCACAAGGGACAUCCGCAGGAACGCACUGGAAUCAAAACAGGGGAGAAACCAUUUAGUUGUUCAGUUUGUGGCAAAAGAUUCACACGACAAGAUCAUCUAAGACGCCACUUCACUGUCCACACAGGGGAAAGACCAUUUAGUUGUUCAGUUUGUAGUAAAAGAUUUGCACAAAAGGGACAGCUGAAACAUCACCUAAUUGUUCACACAGGGGAGAAACCAUUUAGUUGUUCAGUUUGUGGUAAAGGAUUUACAUCCAAGGGAGACGUGAAACGACACUUCACUGUCCACACGGGGGAGAAACGAUUUGGUUGUUCGGUUUGUGGUAGAAGAUUCGCAGAUGAAUCGAAUCUGCGACGACACUUGAAAAUCCAUGCUAAGCAGAAACUUUGGUUUGGUUGUUCAACUUGUGGAAACGAUUCACACAAAAGCCACACCUGAAAUAUCACCUGACUGUCCACAUCACAGACUGUAUAUAGAGAUGAACAGUAUCUCUUCAUUUCCUCCCACUGUGCAAAGAUGAAGCCAAAACAUCCAGGAUAUGGCAGCUGCUAGCUAGCACUGGCGAUGUCAUCUAGAGCUAGAGUCUGUGCAGUAGUAUUCUCCUUAGUAUCAAGUUCCUGCCUAUAUACCUGUCUGACCUAUCACAAGUAGUGCCAAUGAUCACACCGAUUAGCACAGAUAGCUGUCAGUCAUGUCAUAUCCCGUUCACUUAUUCAGAGCUCCGCGCUCCCGGAGCGCAGCACAUACUUUAGGCACAGACGGAGCAGCAGAGCCAUAGACUGGAAAAAUAAUGGAUUUAGCUACCGUGACAUCACCCAAUGGUUUUUUGACUCCCAUUUUGAAGCCUGUAGUUUGGCAUUUUGGCUGUAGCUGUUUUGGGUUUUUGGAGCCAGUAGUAUCCAUAUUUGGGCGAGAGAGUGAAGCUGUGGAAGGAACAAGGGGUGGAUCUGACCGAGACUGAGGACUGUUCAAAUCUCUACCCCGCGACUCAACUCACAAAGCUGUUACUGAGGAGAAAAAAACCCCCAAAAAAGUCAUGAAGAGUUCCGCCUGUGCUGUUUUAUGGACCCGCAAAAACCUCAGAAUUCCAAGAGGGGACACAGAAUGAUGUGCCUCCCCCAGCCGUCAGCUACCACCACACAUAGAUUCUAAUUCUGUGGGAAACAAUGAGUAUGUUUACAUGCACACUGAUAUUCCCCUAGUAUACUGAGUAUGACAAUAUUAUGAAUUUGGUACAGGUUAGGAUGUUUUGUUUUCAGAUUAAGACGUGGGAUAUGUCAGUAUUACUCAGGUUUUAAAAGCAUCAUUUGGACAUGUAUACAGCAUUCAGAAUAUGUGUCUCAACUUGGGUUUUUACCACAGUUUGCAACACAUGGCCUCUUGUCUGUCUUGUCAGCUCUGUGCGUUGUCAUGGAGAUGUUAAACAAAAACCAACUUGCCAACAGUUUGCAGGGCUGGUGCAGAGAUGCAUGCCCAAAGAAAAAGCCCACAUUUCUGUUUGGAAGAGGAAAUACACCAACUUUCAAACAUUAUGUUAGACUUGCAUGUAGGAUCUUAUCUGCAAAUAUCACAAGACUGACCUUUUCAAGAAGGUGGUUGAAGGAAUGAAACAAUGAGGUUGUGUUGGUAAGGUCUAACAAGUCAGCCACUGGUAGGAAACUCAUGGCUGCAUGUAAAUGGGAAUAUUAGUGGAAUAUUCAUUUUCAUGUAAAGAGCUUAGGAAAAUUUUCCUUGUCAGAAUAAGGGCAAAACUGGAAUAUUUUGUACAUGUAAACACAGUGAGUGGUACAGUUUAUGGUCCACAUGGGAGAAACUAAUUAGUUACAGCCUUUAUGAUAAAAGAUUCACUUGGCUCCAUCUUUUAAAAACGUGUGUUGGUGAGAGUGAAAGAAAUAUGUGAAGCUGCAGAGAUUUUUUUUCCUUAUACGGACUCCAGAAUACAUCUUUUCAGUUAAGAUGAAGCUACACAAUGAGGACUGUGCAAUAUAUCGAUAUUGUAUCGAUAUGGUGAUAUUAGACUAGAUAUUGUCUUAGAUAUUGGAUAUUGUAAUAUGGUUGGUGUCGUCUCUUCUUGGUUUUAAAGGCUGCAUUACAUUAAAGUGAUGUAAUUAUCUGAACUUACCAGACUGUUCUAGCUGUUCUAUUAUUUGCCUUACCCACUGAGCCAUUAUAUCCACAUUAAUCAUUACUGAUGAUUAUUUAUCAGAAAUCUCAUGGUAUAAAUAUUUUGUAAAAGCCCCAAUAGUCAAUAGUAUCAUCAGAGUAUCACAUCAAGGUAUUUGAUGAAAAAUGCUGUGAUAUUUGAUUUUCUCCAUAACACCAUCCCUAUACACAGUCAUAAUAAUUCUGUUUGUAUUUGCCUUUACAUUAUGUAGUCAUUUUAUGGCGCUGUGCCUUUUGGUAUUACAUGUAAUAUUUGAUUAACCUGUUCAGAACCCAAAUAUGUUCUAAACACAAAAUAAAUAUUGUAAUGGUGGAUUUCUACUCUAAAUGCAUUAGCAUGAUUAGGAUACUUUAUUAUGUGUUAUUUUUUCUGUCCAUUUCAGUGGAUGAGGAAUCUGAAUGCAGACACCACCUAAUAGUUAAAAUGACAAUAAAUGGUCAUAACAGACCUUUUUUUCAACAGAAUACAUGAGUUUUCAAGCCUAUUUUAAAAAAAAAACAAACUGAUGCAAUGUGUAUUUUUGAGAGUUGUUCUUCACUUAGGCAUCUUUGUCCUGGGUCUUGUGUGUAGACUUGUUACAGAUGUUUUGUAGCACCAUAUGUAAUCCUUUUUUGAUUGUUUUUAUGGAUUUGUUUUUUCUAAAUUCUGUGUUUUCUGUUUCAGAUUUCUAAAUUCUGUGUUUUACAAUUUUGUCUUCAGAAUGGGUGUGUAACGAUGUGAUGAGUGAAUAAAAUUUUUAACAAUUCAAUAAGAAGACUUUCCAAAUCUAUCU
Epinephelus fuscoguttatus (brown-marbled grouper) is the source of this 3966-nucleotide messenger RNA. Its product is annotated as zinc finger protein 235-like. The record is from RefSeq and is a predicted model, not a curated record. Gene Ontology annotation, molecular function: RNA polymerase II cis-regulatory region sequence-specific DNA binding; DNA-binding transcription factor activity. Lineage: Eukaryota; Metazoa; Chordata; Actinopteri; Perciformes; Serranidae. Bases 332 to 1468 code for a protein of 378 amino acids. Gene Ontology annotation, biological process: regulation of transcription by RNA polymerase II. The transcript is spliced from 2 exons.